AUUAGAGUGGAUGAAGCUUAUCUUUUUGAAUCUGAAGGCUUAGUGCUGCAUAAAGACCCCCGGCAAGUAUGCCUGUGUCUCCUAGAUAUUGGAAGAAUUGUAUCCAGAUAUGGAGUUGAACCACCAGUCCUGGUAAAGCUAGAGAAGGAAAUUGAACUAGAAGAAACAUUGCUCAUGGAAUCUGGACCACUGGCCCCAACAACAAUCCAAAAAUCUUGCUGUCACCAUGAGUUACAUGAAGCGGUGACUCACAUUGCUCAGGACCCACCCUGCAAUUGCUCUCACCGCUUCUCUAUUGAGUACUUAUCAGAG
Molecule: messenger RNA, 312 nt
Organism: Staurois parvus
Lineage: Eukaryota; Metazoa; Chordata; Amphibia; Anura; Ranidae
Source: the annotation of a GenBank genome assembly